CCCUCACCAUGAGUCCCUCUCUCUCUUUCUUCUUUUACACCCUUUUCAUUCUCUCCAUAACAACAAUAAAAAGCCCCCAAUCAACAACCCUUUUUCUCUUCUUCAUUCUCACCACCACCACCAUCACCGACCUAACUACCACCGAUCUCCGCCGUUAACCAUGGCUAAGAAACGUAAGUCCACCGCCACAAGUCUCGAUGAAGUCGAUCGUACCAUGUAUGAUUCAUUUCGUACAACCGCUAAUUCUAUUUCACAACUCUACACUCAUGCCAUGAAUCAUCAGAAACUCUCUUUUCAUGCCGGUGAACGUAACGCUCUUGAAAAACUUUAUCAGUGGAUUUGGAAACAAGAAGAAGGAGGGUCAAGGGUUGCAACAGUCGAUGUGGUUAACUACAUUCAGAAUGAGUUGGAUUAUUGUGGAGAAGAGCCAUCCAUGUCACCUAGAGCACCUCCGCAAAACCAGCAGCCACAACCAAUGAUGCCUGUCACCAGCUUUCCAGUCACUUCAGGAUCUUCUGGCCAAACAAUAGCUGGACAAGGACUCCGGUCCGAUUAUUCUGAAAAUCAGCCAAAGAAUUCUGUGUUUUCAAAUGCAUUAUCAAGCCCUGUUCGUCGAAAUCUCCAGCUUUAUCAAAUUGGUGAGGGUGGAAAUCCCAGCUUUCUUCACAAUCAAAGCAGGGAUUCGAAUGCCGUAAGUUCCAACAACGAUUCUGCCAUGGAUAUGCAUGCAGACUAGUUCUGUUCUUGUCUCUAUUGGUUUGUCAAUUGGAAAUUCUUAGCUGACCUGCCUUCUGCAAAAACUGCAAAAGAAGCCAACAGCCAUCACAAUUCCUAGUCUGGAUUUUGCUUGCUCUUUGGAUCAUGCAAGAAAUGACAAGAAGGUGGAGCUGAUUCUUGUUACAUUUUUGGUAUGAUUAUGUCAACCGAUCGAUUGGUUUGGAGUCUUAUGUGUCCUCUGUAAAGUUUUUCAAAGCAUUUUAUUUUGAACAUUUAUAAUGCUGAGGUUGCUUCUGUAUGAAGCUUCCCAUGUUAAACUGUAUUUGUCCACAGAUUCUAUCCACAUGGCAAUUUUCGGAUGUUGGUGCUGGUUUUGCUCUUUGUUUUUGGUAUUUAUCUUAUUGAAAUUUAGUUUAA
Messenger RNA from Trifolium pratense (red clover), 1134 nucleotides. RefSeq lists its product as uncharacterized. The coding region runs from base 161 to 736 and encodes 191 amino acids. The transcript is spliced from 3 exons. The record is from RefSeq and is a predicted model, not a curated record. NCBI's taxonomy places the organism in Eukaryota, Viridiplantae, Streptophyta, Magnoliopsida, Fabales, Fabaceae.